Molecule: messenger RNA, 4986 nt
Organism: Chelonia mydas (Green sea turtle)
Lineage: Eukaryota; Metazoa; Chordata; Testudines; Cheloniidae
Gene: IP6K3
Product: inositol hexakisphosphate kinase 3
Exons: 6
Coding region: 2360-3598 (412 amino acids)
Biological process (GO): phosphatidylinositol phosphate biosynthetic process; inositol phosphate biosynthetic process
Cellular component (GO): nucleus; cytoplasm
Molecular function (GO): inositol hexakisphosphate kinase activity
Source: RefSeq, a predicted model, not a curated record
CUGCCUGAUGUCAUAUUUCCGGUUCCAAAUGAGAUGUGUGGUUGACUGGUCAGUUCAUCUCUCUGGUGUUCGUGACUCUGAGGUUCUAUUGUACAAGGCCAGAUACUGUCUGUCUGUCUUUAUUUUGCCCCAUCACUGUAGAAUCUGAGCAGUGAGAUUUUUGCCUUGGGAAGAACCUAGUGGAAACUGAGUAAGGACCUCGUGAUUUGGCCUUGAUAAUAUAUUUAUUGUGCAUGAGUAUUGUAAGAUCACAAAUAAAUAAUAUAAACUGCUUUCACUUUUAAAAGCUGGCCUGCUUGAAUUGGUGGAACAGAAGAGCUAAGCCUGUGUGCAUCAUAGCCCUCUGCUGGCUAGAGUCUGCUGGCUUAUAACUUAUCUCUGCCUUGGGCAAUACUGUCCAACUCUUGUCCUCUAAAAUGGGCAUUGACUAUAGGACCUGACAUCCGACACACCUAGGAUAAGGAGUGUUUUUUAAACAGUGGAGCGUUUCCCCCUUCUAGUCCUUAUGUGUGGGAAAUGCAAAUCACCGAAACACACACAAACGCACUUCUGUGUUUUCAUAAGAGCUGACUGGGAGUUUGAGAACAUUUUGAAGAAAAAUGUUUUGAACAAAAUUUUGAGAAAAUGUUCAGGGAUUUUGACCAAAAAUACGGGGAGGAAAAUUCACGAAACAUGUUUCUUUUUUCAGACAAGCAAAAAUUUCAAACAUUUUGAGAUUUUUGUCAAAAAAAAAAAAAAAAAAAAAAAAAAAAGAAAGAAAGAAAGAAGAGGGGGGCGUUCUAAAAAGCAUUUCCCACUCCUUAUAUUUGGACUAUCUUUUUAUUUCUACCCACAGAGUCACUUUUUGCUACGUGGAUUGCAUCUCCCCGUCUUUGGAGGAAAAAUAAAUCCCUGCAGUUUCUAAUGAGAAAAUUUGGAGGAUUAAAAAUGAUUUGUAACCCUCAAUGUUUUGGGGUUUUUUUGGCCUAAAUAUCUUUCAUCACUUGAGAUAAUUUAAGCAACAGAGGGGAUUAAUUUCAAGGCUCCCUUGUUUGAGACAAGCAGAGACACGCUACUGGUGACUCAUUGAAGGCUCACGGUAACAUUUAUGUGGUCAGGAUGGACUGCUUCAGAAUGCCAGCAAAUCAAAACAGCCCCUUUCACUUAGUGCAGCUCUUGUUCAGAGUUUUGCUGAGGUGUGAACAAUAACAGCCUCGUGAAGCUGCUUUUAUUCCUGACACACAUUGAGAUGUGAAGGUUGCUAGGACGGUGAGCGCAUUGUGUCAGUUAUUUUCCAGCCUUGGAAUAUCUCUAAAGCAAUACAUGCUGGAUUGAAAUCACGCUUUGUUCUCUGGCUUGAAAGGUGAUUUAUGAUAAAUCUAUUAACAAACAAACAAAAAACACUUUAAAGAGCAAAAUAAUCGGUAAAAGUUGAUGGAACUCAGAAAUAUUAAAUACUUUUGUUUGUUCUAGAGUGGCUCUAAAGACAUACAUUGAAAAACUCUCAUAUAAAUGGCUCAGCAUUGUGCCUUCAGGAAGUAAGUGCUAGUAUAGACUGUAUCUAUGCAACUGUAUGGCAAAAAUCCCAUUUUGUGGCAUAGGGUGAUGAUAAAAUUGGCAGGGGAAAGAAAUCCUAGGAAAUGUUUGAGUUUAAACACCUCAAUUUGGGCAGAGUGGAGGGGAAGAAAUUUCCCCCAGAAAGGACUUGUUCUUAAACCGUUCCAUCUCAUUUCUCCUUGGGGAUGAGUGUAUGUUCCCUUAGUCCAGUUCAUCUAACUUGAACAAGUCCUCCAUGCAAAAACUAGGCACCCAAGCUGAAGUGUUCAUUUAUUCAGGGAUUUCAUUAUUAACAGGAGAAAGUGUUGACCCACUUGAGCGUUGACUCUCCGGGUGUUUUUAAGCCAGAGAACUUGUUAGAUUGGGAGUCCACUGCUGCUAAAAGCAAAUCCGAGCGUACAAUGUUUAUUUUCAGUUUGAUGCCACAUUGCAAAGAGGGAGAAUGGCCCGGUGGUUAGAGCACUAGCCUGGGAGACCAUCUUCAAUACCUGGCACCUCCACAGGGUUCCUGCAUGACCUUGGACAAGACAUUUAAUCUCUCUGCGCCUCCAUUCUCCAUCAGCAAGUGGACAGAACAGCUCUUCCCUCCCUCACAGGGAUAUAUAGACGUUCACUAUAGCGCACUGAGAAGCCAGAAGACCUAUUCGUGGUAAAGCAGCAAAGAUCUAGGCUCCCCGGGGCUGAUAAACCCAAGCCCAUCUUCUGGUUGCUUCCCUGCAACAGACCCCGGUUCACUGCUACUAAAAAAAAAGAGGGCACUUCCAUCAAGGAGCGUGUUUCUCCUUGGCCCAAGUACGAGUUGGCCCACAGGUCUCCAGAUAGCAUGGUGGUGCAGAAUAAGCUGGACACGGGGGACCCGAGGAAAGCGGUCCUCUUGGAGCCAUUCGUCCAUCAGGUUGGGGGCCACAUGAGCAUGAUGAAAUACGAUGAGCACACCAUCUGCAAACCCCUCAUCUCCCAGGAGCAGUGGGUCUACGAGUCGCUCCCCACAGCCAUUAAGCAGUUCACGCCUCAGUACAAAGGUAUCAUCUCGGUGUGCCUCAGAAAGGACAGCUUGGGGAACGUAGGCCUGAUUGCCAGCCCCAGCCUGCCGACCGACAACUGCAGUUCCUUGGAUAAGGAGCAUUCGGUGAUGCUAUGGCAGGAGAUCAAGCGGACGUCAACCACCAGCAGUGAGCGCUUGUUUGUCAAAUGGAGUCAGACACCUUUCACAAAGACCACCAAAGACAGCCUCCCAGGGAAGGCACUCUUUAGGACGGAACUUCAGUACCACACGGCCAUCUCUUCGCUCAUGGAGGAUACAAAUGGGAACCAGCCAGAAAGAAAGAGCUAUAAUCCCUGGGCACUGCACUGCCACCAACUGCACCUGAACCGCAUGUCCUCCAAACUUGAUGAGAACAAACCACAUCAGUUUCUGUUGCUUGAAAACGUGGUGUCAAAGUAUCAAUAUCCCUGCAUUCUGGACUUAAAGAUGGGAACCAGGCAGCAUGGAGAUGAUGCAUCGGAAGAGAAGAAAGCACGCCACAUAAAGAAGUGUGAACAGAGCACUUCUGGAUCUCUUGGACUUCGCAUCUGCGGAAUGCAGGUUUACCGAGCAGAUACUGGCCAAUUUCUCUGCAAAGACAAAUAUUAUGGAAGGAAACUGUCACCUGAUGGCUUCAGAGAGGCCCUCUGCCAGUUCCUUCACAAUGGUAACCGUCUCAGAACAGACGUUUUAGAACCCAUUGUGUCACAGCUAAAGGCUCUGCUUUCAGUCAUCAAAAGCCAGAGUUCCUAUCGAUUCUACUCCAGCUCCCUUCUCAUCAUCUAUGAUGGACAGGAACCAAAGGAGAAUAAAGAAACCUUAGCCAACCAUCCUCAGGGGUGUUUUCAGAACAUAAAACGCACCAUGCCACAUGGGACGGGUCACCCCAAAGUUGACGUCCGCAUGAUAGAUUUUGCUCACACCACUUAUAAAGGUUCAAAGUAUAAUCAUACCAUCUACGACGGGCCAGACCAUGGCUAUAUUUUCGGGCUAGAAAAUCUUGUCAAAAUUCUUGAGAAUACCAGAGAAGGAGAAUGACAAAUGCUGUGACACAGCAUGGACUUUGUGGUGAUAGAUAUCCCAGGAAGGGACUGCCUAUGCAUGGGGCCCCUCCCGGCUUUUGAACAUCCUCUGUACUGUUUGGAAUGAGAGCAUUGGUGCCUUGCUAGGAAAGCGCAGAAGAUGCUACAUGCCAUUACCCAAUCGAACUGUAAAAGCAAAGGAUUGAAAAGAAUCCAUCGUGUCUGUGAUCUCGCUAAAGAUUUAUUUUCCUUUCUUCUUUUACUGCUGUCCUUGAUUUGUUUGCGAGCAAGAGGAAAGCAUUACUUGAAAGAAUCUUAAAAUUAACAUAGGGCCUGCUCACCUCCAUAUCACCUGCAAAGCCAAGAACGCUAAGCAAAGACCAUGCAGUUGAAAGACUAUUAAGAGGUGUUGGCAGGUCUUAACAAGUUGCAGCAUUACUUUCAACCCAAGCUCAACAUGAUGGGCCAAGGACAUUCAAUGACACAAACAGAAGACAAUUGCACUUUCUGAUCUUCAUGCUCCAAACACCUGGCACUUUUAAAACUGUGAUAAUGUGUGAAGCCCUCAGUAUGGUGUGUGUGUAUAUAUAUGUGUGUGUGUAUGUGUAUAUAUAUAUAUUAUACAUACACACACACACACGGUAUAUGUGGUGCUAUGUAAGAGGUGCUAUGUUUAAAAGGUCCUUGGUGUACGGAAUUUAUAGUCCCAAGGCAUGAGUGAGGAUGCUACAAAGCACAGACAGAAUCGUACAAGUACUUAAUAUGCCCUGGAAGAAUAAGGGGGCAGACUAAGGAGUUUUCUGAAGGAGGGGAUGGAAAGGAGCCAGAUAUAUCAGAGAGUGCCGAGUCUGUCUGAUACUGAUGUCAAGAGUGCCGAUUAGGUGAGAUACUGGUCAUGAAAGGAUUCUCAUCAGGACCUGGUAGUGUGACAUGAGGCUUGCCUGUGCAUGAAACUUAUUCCAGAAUAAGGUACAGUGUGAAUUCAAAGUGGAACAGCUGUUCUGAAAUAACUCCGUGUGUGGGUGCUUGUAUUCUGGAAUAAGAGUGCCUUUUUCUGGCUUAGCUUAAUCCACUUCCAAAGUGCAAAAUAGUUAUUCCGGAAUAACUCCAUGUUUGGACCGGCCCUCUGAGUCAGGAACUGGACAUUUAGGGUCUUUUUUUUUUUUUUUUUUUUAACUGUGUAUGUGUGUGCGUGUGUGUGUUUGGAGAACACACAAUUGGGAAAAUUUAACAAAAUGCUUACAAUAUUUGUGGGCAGAUAAGAAUACGGAACAACCAAUAUAACCAAUUCCUUCCUGUGCAAUAUGGGAAACCUGUUAGAAUGUCCUUAAGUCAAGAACAGAGAUACAAAGUUACAAUUACUGGGGAGCUGAAGUGUAAAUAAAAUUGUCCAGGUCACUGUCA